Fusarium subglutinans is the source of this 1476-nucleotide messenger RNA. RefSeq names its product aldehyde dehydrogenase. The transcript has 3 exons. Gene Ontology annotation, molecular function: aldehyde dehydrogenase (NAD+) activity. The record is from RefSeq and is a predicted model, not a curated record. Lineage: Eukaryota; Fungi; Ascomycota; Sordariomycetes; Hypocreales; Nectriaceae. The coding region runs from base 1 to 1476 and encodes 491 amino acids.
AUGGGCUCCACGAAUGGAAGUGAGGCAAUCAAGCCUCUGAUGCUCAUUGACGGUCAAUUGGUCGGCGCUUCUGAUGGCAACACUUUUCCCCUCUUUAACCCAGCGACAGGCGAUAAAGUCGCAGACGUCCCCGAAGCCACAAAAGACGAUGUCAACAACGCGGUCGCAGCUGCUCAGCGUGCGUUCCCCGCAUGGUCUGCUUUAGAUCCCGCCAAGCGCGGCGGCUACAUGAAGAAACUCGCGGGUCUGAUCAGACAACAUAAUGACGAACUGGCUUUACUCGAGGCCAAAUCAAUGGGUCGUCCACUUCCAGAGUUCUUUGAGGGGUACGCCGCUGCUGGGAGCUAUGAGUACUACUCCGAGGCUUGGCCUCAUAUCCAAGGCCAGGCGAGUCUCAACACGCCAGGCUAUGUGACCAUGACUCUACGCCAGCCAUUCGGUGUUGUCGGUGCUAUUAUUCCCUGGAACGCCGCUCUCCUCUUCUUCGCGGGCAAAACUGCGCCCGCGCUCAUCACCGGAAACACAGUCGUGCUCAAGUCGAGCGAGAAAGCGCCGCUCGGCGCAGCCAAGUUAGCCCAGCUGAUCAACAAAGCAGGUUUCCCACCUGGAGUCUUCAACGUCAUAUCAGGCCAUGGUAGCCCCUCAGGAGCCGCCCUCUCGUCACACAUGGACGUACGCGCAAUCUCGUUCACUGGCUCGGGACGAACAGGACGGGCGAUUCAGGAAGCAGCUGCCAAGUCCAACCUGAAGAAGGUGAUUCUUGAACUCGGUGGCAAAUCGCCUGUUAUUAUCUUCGAUGAUGCGGAUAUUGAACAAGCGGCCAAAGACACUAUGCACAGUAUCCAGUGGAACAGUGGACAGGUCUGCAUGGCGAAUUCUCGCGUUUACGUGCAAGAUGCCAUUGCUGAGACGUUUAUUGAAGCUAGUAAGAAGGUACUUACAGCUGCGAAGCCUGGUGAUCCAACGCAAAAGGGUGUUGAUCACGGUCCGCAAGCAGACAAGACUCAGUACGAGACUGUUCUGUCCUAUAUAGAUGAGGGUAAAAAGUCGGGAAAGCUUGUUCAAGGUGGAAAGGGAAGUUAUGGCAAGACCGGAGGCUUCUUCAUUGAACCGACGAUCUUUCUGGACACAGCUGAAAACGCCAAGAUCAUGAAAGAGGAGAUCUUUGGGCCGGUGGUGAAUAUCAACGUCAUCAAAACGGAAGAAGAGGCUAUUCAGAAGGCAAAUGAUACAGAGUAUGGUCUGUAUGCAGCGGUCUACACAAAGAAUAUUGAUCGAGCUAUGAGGGUCACUCAACAGCUCAACUCGGGCUAUGUCGGUAUCAACUGCACCAGCCCCACGACUGCAAGAGAUCUUCCUUUUGGAGGAUACAAGACUUCGGGUCAGGGAAGAGAGGGAUGGCUUUAUAGUAUGGAUAACUUCUUGGAGGUCAAGAGUGUGAUGAUGAAGGUGGACGCGGGCGGUUCCAAAUUGUAA